AUGAAGCGUUUCGUUGAAAGCCCGAUUGCGGUGGUUCUCAUCUUGAUGUCGUUGACCUUGAUCACGGCCGUGGGAUGUGAAUCGGCGAAUUCACCGGAAGCUCCUGAGAAUGAGACUGAAGCCGCGGAAAGCGCUGAGGAAACUUCCGCUGCCGCUACGGUCAGUGCGGCCGAUGUCGCGUUGAUCGACAAGGCGGGGUUCGACGCAUUCUUGGCCGAGAACAAAGGCAAGGUGGUGUUCGUCGAUUACUGGGCCACGUGGUGCGGCAACUGUAAGGAGAUGUUCCCGCAUACAGUGGAGCUGCAAAAGAAAUACGGCGACGAUGGAUUGGUGGUGGUCGCUGCCAGCGUUGAUGAGCCCAACGAAGAGAACAAGGAAGCCGUGGCCGAAUUCCUGAGUUCGCAGGGGGGCGAUCUGGAGGCGUUUAUUCUUACCGGCGAUGAAGACGUGAUGGAUGCCUUCGGAAUCGAAAUCGCUGUGCCGCACUAUCAGCUUUUCGACGCUGAGGGGCAGCUGGCCAAGAAAUUCGUCUUUGGCGAUCCCACGAGUCCUUCACCCACGCCGGAAGAGAUCGACGCGGCGAUAGGAUCGCUCAACCUUCUGCUUCUGCUCGCGUUGUCAAUGUUGGCUUCCCCGGCGUUGGCCGUGGCUGAGACUCCGGCAGAGGCUGCGGCCGAGUCAUCGAGCGAAACGCCGGCUACGCCCGAUCCGGUGGCGAAGCUGAUCGAGCAACUCGGGCACGAUAGCUUCUUCGUUCGCGAACGAGCCCAGCAAGAUUUGGCCGCGAUGGGGUUCGAUGCGUUCGAUGCUCUGACAGUGGCCGAAUACCACGAAGAUAUUGAGAUCGCAGCCAGGGCUCGCUAUCUAUUGCGCCUGCUGGAGGUGCACUGGAUCGACGACAACGAUCCGCCCGAGGUGCAGGAGCUACUCACGGAGUUCGACCAGCUCGACAUUCCGGCCCGACGCGAACAAAUGCGUCAACUCGCGGCCCUGCCCGAGGACAAGGGGCUCGAGGCGCUAUGUCGGCUGGCACGUUUUCAGCGGAACGAGUUGCUUUCGAAGUGGGCGGCCCUGCUGGUGAUCGAACAACACUCGGGCCACGAGCAGUGGGAGAGCCUUCCGACCGGACAGCCGGCCGAUGAGACUGCCGUAUGGGCACUGUCGCAAGUCGAGCCCCCGCCACAAAGUUCGUUGGAGGUUAUCGGCGAAGAGAAAUGGGCCGAUCGGCAGGCAGUGAUCCUAAAGGCAAUCGCUGCAAGCCCACGGCCGGCGGCUAACUGGCUGAGGACUUACGCGACGUUGCGUACGUCGGAAGAUAUGCCCUCGAAGAAGUGGAGCGAACUGGUCGAUGAGGAGGCGGCGGUACUGGCUCGCACCCCACAGCAGUCGGCCCCGCUGAUUGUGUCUCGAAUGCUACUGCAACAAGCCACUUGGCUGCGCACGCUCAAUCGACCUGCCGAUGCUGACACGGCGAUGUUUCGCAUUCUUGAAUUUGUCGGAUCGGAUGUCGAGUCGCUAUCUGAGAUGACGAUGUGGCUGGUUCAUAGCGAAACCUGGGCGGCACUGGACGAACUCGAAGAGCGGUUCUCGGCCGUGAUCGAGGAUAACCCGAUGCUGGCCUACACGCUUGCCUAUGCAAGAUCGAAGCAGGGACAGACCGAACGUGCUGAAGCGUUGGUGGAUAAGGCCCGCAAGAUGAAUCCUGGCAACUACAAAGCCCACUACGAUGUGGCAGCUUUGCUGCACGAGCGAGGAUGGAUUGAUUGGGCCAAGGGUGAGUAUCAGACCAUCAUCGACCAUGAGGCCCGCGACGACGCCUAUUUGAGAUAUGCGUUUAUCUCCCACCGAUACUUGGCCGAGUUCGACCAUGAUGCGGGCAACGAGUUGGAAGCGUCGAAGAAGAUGGAUCUGACGAACGAACUGCUCGAGGAGCUGGCAAAGAAAGCUGGCCAAGAACAGAGACGGCUGCUGAACAGUGGCCCCAGCGAUGCGCGUCGCAAUCUUUUCUUUGGGCUGCACCUAAAACAGGAAGGCAAGUACGACGAGGCACGCGAGCAUCUUUAUCGGGCAUUGCAGUAUGACGACACCGACGCCGAUGUAUUGAUUGCCUUGUACGAGUUGCCGAACCUCGACGAGAAGCAACGCGAAGAUCUCGUCAACGAUAUUCGCGAGGCCUGCGAGUUAUUCCGAGGGCAGAUUCAGCAAGACCCAGAGAAUGCCACCCCUUAUAACCAGUUGGCAUGGUUGGUGGCCAACACCGAAGGCGAUCAGGACGAAGCUCUGCGUGCGUCGUUGCGUUCGCUAGAGUUGGGUGAGGAACCGGAUCACCCCGGACGGCUCGACACUUUGGCCCGAUGCUAUUACGCCCAGGGCGAAUUAGAAAAGGCCGUGGAAGUUCAAACCAAGGCUGUGCAGCUCGAACCGCAAACUGGCCAGAUGAGCCGGCAGUUGGCGUUCUUUCUUAAGAAACGGGACGAAGCACAGGCAGUGUUUCGAGAGCGUUUGCUCGCAGCUCUGGGAGGCCCCUGGCCGGAGCCUGCUGAGCUGAACGCAAGCGUAUCCCACACACAAGCGUGUGACGGCUACACGCUGGAGCACGUGGCGUUCGAUGCUGAGCCGGGCGAUCGGGUGCCGGCGGUGCUGUUGUUGCCCUCGGGGGUUUCUGCGGAGCGGCAGGCGGCGGCCAUUUGUGUGUUGCACCAGCACAACAACGAAUGGAGCCUCGGCAAGUCGGAGCCGGCGGGGCUGGCCGGGGAUCGUCGCCAGCAUGUGGGUGUCGCUCUGGCCCGGGCCGGGUACGUUGUGUUGUGCAUCGAUGUGUUGGGUUUUGAGGAUCGUCAAUCAAGCGAACUGCCCGGCGGUGAUUUCGAACGGUUCUUGUUUCUGAAGUACGCGGUGCAAGGCAAGUCGCUGGCUUGGAAGAACAUUCUCGAUAUUCGCCGCGCGGUCGAUUACCUGGUAAGUCGCCAAGAAGUGGAUGCCUCUCGCAUUGGUUGUUUCGGGCAUUCGAUGGGCUCGACGCUGACCUGGAUGGCGGGCCCUUGGGAACCGCGAUUCAAAGCGUUGGUGGGGAAUUGUUGCCUGCCAACCUAUGCAGGGAUCGAACGCCAUCGGCUGCUGCACUGUUUUGCGAAUUUCAUCCCCGGUAUCUUGGCCGACGGCGACACGCCAGAGAUUGUUAGCUUGAUUGCACCGCGACCCCUGCACCUGAAUUUCGGAGAACUCGACACGGGCAGCCCGAUUGAAGAGGUUCGUGCCGCGGUGAAGACCAUCGCUGCCGCCUAUGAACGGCAAAAUGCCGGGAACCACUUUACGCACUUCAUCGAACCCGAGACUGGUCACGAGUUGACCGCUGAGAUGUGGCGGCGGGUUUUGGAGGCGCUGGCCACGACCCAUCGCGUGAUCGCUCCCGAUUUGCGGGGCUUUGGCACCAGCGAUACCACCCCGGGCACAACCACCAUGCGGCGAUUUGCCGAUGAUGUGGCGGCGAUCUUGGAUGCGUUGGGGGUAAGCGAUCCGAUCACGUUCUGUGGGCUUUCGAUGGGCGGCUACAUUGCGUGGCAGUUUUGGAAGCAUCACGCGGCGCGGUUGGGCGCGCUGGUGCUGUGCGACACCCGGGCUGCGCCGGACAGCGAAGAGGCGGCCCAAGGGCGACACGAUACCGCGGAGAAAGUCUUGCGGCAGGGACGCAUUCCACUGGUGCGGGCGAUGAUUCCGAAAUUGUUCUCGCAAGCGACACGAGAGCAGAACCCGCAGAUGAUCGAAGCGGUGCGGGAAAUGAUUGGGCGUGCCUCGCCGGAGGGUAUCGCGGCGGCGCUAAGGGGCAUGGCUGAACGUGAAGACGCGCGCCAUCGCUGA
Cladocopium goreaui is the source of this 3858-nucleotide messenger RNA. NCBI's taxonomy places the organism in Eukaryota, Dinophyceae, Suessiales, Symbiodiniaceae. The record is from the annotation of a GenBank genome assembly.